UUUUUUGGAUUUUUUUUUUUUUUUUUUUUUUGCUUCUAUUACAUUUACAGAUCAAGGUGUUAGGCUUAUACCCCCCUUUUCUGAUUUUGUUAAGAGAGAGAGAGAGAGAGAGAGAGAGAGGAGAUGGAGGGAGGUCAUGUGAUCAAAAACCCGUGCAGGAUUUACCCGCGCACCCAUCACGGCAUGAUGGCGAGACCGUUAGACCUAUGGUUAUGUUUGAUGUGGAUAUUCCUGAUUAAUGGUGCUUCAGAUAAUUGUAAGAAACUGUGCUGGCCCAUUGAAGGAAUUUAUGAUUGUACUAAAUCUGGGAGCCGCUGUGUUCGGAUGAUGCGCUCCGCCUAUAUAGACACUGUACGUGAAAUACGGGUUUUCAACUGUGAAGUCCAGCUUGUGACCGACAGGGUGGUAACAAAUUGGCCAGUAAUAAGAGACCGAAAUUUCAACAGGUGCCCACAAUCGAAUGUGUCCUCACCGCCACCGAUAACAACAACAGCUGAAGCCCAGAAGUUGCCAUCACCGCCACCGAUACCAAAAACAGCUGAGACACAGAAGUUGUCAUCACCACCACCGUUAACAACUACAGCUGAGGCCCACAAGUUGCCAUCACCGCCACCGAUAAUAACAACAGCUGAGACCCAGAAGUUGCCAUCACCGCCACCGAUAAUAACAACAGCUGAGACCCAGAAGUUGCCAUCACCACCACCACCAAGCAGGACCUACAACUCCCUAAAUCUUGGUUCUAAAAUUGUUGCAGGAUCCCAUAAACAUGAUGAUGAUGAGGACGAUGACCAACUGUUUGAUGUACAAACAGCAACAGGUUUCUUAACGUGGGCUCUUAUUACAACCAUGGGAGUUAUUGUAGUUGCUGUUAAACAAUGUAUUAAGAAGAAAUUGCUCCGUUGCCCAUGUGAAUGCAGGAAUAAUCCCCCUAAUGCACCAGAGAACCCCCCUAAUGCACCAGAGAACAUUCCUCUUAACCAUCCACAUACCCCACCUCAGGCGGCAUCGACACCAACCUCCUCCUCAAACCUUAGUCCUACACUUUCACUGGAAACAACUCUGACAACGGAUACCUCCACAACUAGCACUAAAACACUAAUUGAAUCACCUGUUUCAUCUCACACAAGAUUCCAAACUGCUAAAAAAUUAUUUUAGUUAUUUUAAUGAACUGAUAUUGGAGUUUGACACAGCUGAUUUUUUUUCAAAUUUUUCCUUCAAGGAAAGGAAAAAGUGUUCCCAUAUUUGUAUUGUAUGAUUUAUCAAAAGAGUGUUUUUAAACUGUUGUGGAAAAAAAUGUAUGUAGAUGUUAUUUUUCUGCAGUUGUACUGAAGUGACAGCGGUGUAAUUUCAUUUUAGAAUUGUGGGAGGACUGUUUUUAGGUUUUUUGUUAAAGCAAAUCAUUUCAUGUUUGAUGAAGUAAUACUUAUUAUGAAGGUAAUAUAUAUCUUGCAGUUUUUGAAAAGCGUAUUUGCAAAUGAUUUUAGAAAAAAAAUCAUGUGACAGGUCUAAUUCCAAUUUAGUGUACCAGAAUACCGGUAACUGUUGGAAGUCUUCUUUGUAUACAACCAUUUAAUAGGUAUUUUACAUACACUACCUUGUUGACUGAAAUAGAGAUUGGUGAAAGUGGAGAUUUUUAUUUUUCCUUGAAGAAAAGGAAAGGGAAAUCACUCCCAUAUUUGUAUUGUAUGAUUUAUCAAGUGAGUGUUUUUAAACUGUUGUGGAAAAAAAUGUAGAUGUCAUUUUUUCUGCAGUUGUACUGAAGUGACAGAGGUGUAAUUUCAUUUUAGAAUUGUGGGAGGACUGUUUUUAGGUUUUUUGUAAAAGCAAAUCAUUUCAUAUUUGAUGAAGUGAUACUUGUUAUGAAGGGAAUAGAUAUCUUGCAGUUUUUGAAAAGCGUAUUUGCAAAUGAUUUUAGAAAAAAAAUUAUGUGACAGGUCUAAUUCCAAUUUAGUGUACCAGAAUAACUGUUGGAAGUCUUUUUUGUAUACAACCAUUUAAUAGUUAUUUUACACUACCUUGUUGUUUUUUUAUUUUUCCUUGAAGAAAAGGAAAGGGAAAUCACUCCCAUUAUAUCUGAUGAUUUACCAAAUGAGUGUUUUCAAAAUGCUGGAAAAAAUGAAGAUGUAUUUUUUCUGUAGUUUAGACAAUUUUUUUUAAUUAUAUGACGUGUUAUUUUAUUUUUGAAAAAUUCUGAGAUUACUGGUUUAUGUAUUUUUGUCAACAAAACAUUUCAUGUUUGAUGUAUUUUUGUCUACAAAGCAUUUCAUGUUUGUUGACAAGUAUUUUUGUUAUUAAUUAUUAACUUGUGUGAUUUAUAAAAACGCCUGACACAAAAAAGUCUGGUUGUUUAACCCAUAUAUAUUUUUUAGAUGCAACAAAAAAUGUGAUUUUAGCGAUGUUUAAUUUUACUUUUUAUAUAUGAUUAUACAAAUGAUUUGUUUUAAAUCUACCUCAUAUUACCAAUUAAAAGGUUUUUCAAAA
Molecule: messenger RNA, 2481 nt
Organism: Ostrea edulis (European flat oyster)
Lineage: Eukaryota; Metazoa; Mollusca; Bivalvia; Ostreida; Ostreidae
Product: arp2/3 complex-activating protein rickA-like
Exons: 4
Coding region: 124-1155 (343 amino acids)
Source: RefSeq, a predicted model, not a curated record